AUGAAUAGAGCUUAUAGUAAAGUAAAAAGAAGUCUCAAUUUAUUCCAACAUAUUCAAAAAAGAACGAAAGCACACGAUAUAAAUGUCUUUAUAAACGGUAAAGCUGUUACAGUGCCCAGUUAUUUCACAGUGCUGCAAGCGUUGCAAAGGGAGAAUGUUACGACACCGACAUUUUGUUACCAUGAGCGAUUAUCUAUUGCGGGAAAUUGUCGUAUGUGUCUUGUUGAGAUAGAAGGAAAUUGGAAACCACAAAUCGCUUGCGCUACUCCGGUAUCCAAGGAUAUUAAAAUCCGCACAAACUCUGAAAUGGCGUUGAUGGCACAAGAGAGUGUUUUAGAAUUUCUCUUAGUCGAUCAUCCGUUAGAUUGUCCGAUUUGCGAUCAAGGCGGUGAAUGCGACUUACAGGACUUAACUAUGAGAUUCGGCAACGAUAGAACCAGGUUCACAGAUAUACAUUUUUUAGGAAAACGAGCUGUAGAGAACAAGAAUCUUUCCCCUCUCAUUCGAGCUGAGAUGACCAGAUGUAUUCAUUGUACUAGAUGCAUAAGAUUUGCCUCGCAAGUCUGCGGUAUGGAAGUUUUAGGAACGACCGGUAGGGGAGGUGAAAUGCUUGUCGGCACUUACGUAGACAAAAUGUUUUUCUCGGAGUUAUCUGGAAAUAUUAUAGAUUUGUGUCCCGUUGGUGCAUUAACUGCUAUCCCAUAUAUGUUCAAAGCAAGGCCAUGGGAGGUCAAGAAGACUAACUCCAUUGAUGUCACAGAUGCAACAGGAACUAACAUUGUUCUUAAUCAUCGAUUUGAUAGGGUGUUAAGGGUGUUGCCUCGAGAAAAUAAUGAAGUAAAUCAGGAGUGGCUAUCAGACAAAGGUCGUUGGGCUAUCGAUUCUCUGGAAAUGCAAAGACUGGUAACGCCUAUGUGUAGAAAAGAUGGGUGCUUAUUUCCGUUAGAAUGGGACACGGCAUUAAAAAUGGCCUCAAGAUUAAUUAAAUGCACAACACCUAAUAAAAUCAUGGCUAUUGCUGGCUCGCAUUGCAGUGUCGAAACUUUAGUUGUUGCGAAAGACUUUCUAAAUAUUCUUGGUUCAGAAAACACUUUUGUCGAACGAUGUGUUUCGUACUCGACGUCAGGUAGCGACCUCAGAACGGCAUAUUCUCUGAAUGUAAAUAUGAAGGAUAUUGCUACAGCUGAUAAAAUUUUACUAGUAGGAACAAAUCCUCGUUUUGAGGCACCCAUUCUUAACGCUUGGAUAAGACAAGCGUACGUCUUUAAUGAAUGUGAUAUUUAUGUAAUAGGACCAGAGUGCGAAUAUAAUUACCAUGUGAAUUACUUAGGCAAAGAUAUGAGUGCCUUGUCCAAGGCGCGUGAGGCUUUGAAAAAUGCAAAGAAACCUCUCAUAUUUGUUGGUGUGUCUCAAUUAGGUGCUGGGUAUAGUGGUGGGAUGAUGAGCGCACUGACCCGUUUGGCAAGUAGUUUAAACUCAGCGCCAGAUUGGGGAAUAUUAAACAUAGUUACGUUAGAAGCGAGUUUUGCUGGCGCGUUGGAAGCUGGCUGGAAGACUGGAGCGCUUCCAGCUUUAACACAAUAUAAUCCGACUUUAGUAAUAUCCUUAGGAGCCGACGACAUUUUCUAUGAUUGGUGUCCACCACCUGAAUGUACUGUUAUCUAUAUAGGCUUUCAAGGUGACAGAGGAUCAGAAAAUUCAUCCCUUAUAUUACCAGGCAGUGCUUAUACUGAAUCCGGGGGUAUAUUCUUGAAUAUGGAAUGUCGCUCGCAACAUGCGUUGCCUGCGGUAACCCCACCGGGCAAAGCUCGACAUGAUUGGAAAAUUAUACGAGCUCUAGCUGAAUGUAGUGGUGUUUGUUUGUUUUAUAACGAUUUAAAUUCUCUGUGCUGCAGGUUAGGUCAAGUCAGUCCAAAUUUCACUCAUUUAGAUAAGUAUCAGUCUAAAUUAUUUUCUGAAUUAAUUUCACCAAUGAUUGACUCUAGUGGAAGUACUAGUGGAUCUUUAGAUGUUAAGAUGAAAACGAUUAAAGAUUACUUCUGUUCAGAUGUUUUCACCUAUAAUUCAACAACCAUGAUAAAGGCUCAGAAAGCCGUUAACGAUUUUACAAGCACUUCUAAGUACGUCGCCAUUUGA
Molecule: messenger RNA, 2136 nt
Organism: Parnassius mnemosyne (clouded apollo)
Lineage: Eukaryota; Metazoa; Arthropoda; Insecta; Lepidoptera; Papilionidae
Source: the annotation of a GenBank genome assembly